UCCUGACCUAUCAGUGAUACCAAGGCUCCUCCUGACUAAGGGAUAUCAUGGGGACCCUCCCUGUUCACCUUUCCCCAGUCCUUUUCCUCCUCUCUCUUUUCCUCCUGUCCCACCCCUGCACUUCCUUUCGGCCACAGGUUGUGGAGCGAACGACUGGCCCAGAGCAUCCUCAGCCCACGGGUAAUGCUACAGGGACUGGAAAGCGGUCAUGUUCAGACGUAGUGGUGUGUAAACCCGGUAUCCUGCUGCCUGUGUGGUUACCACUCAACCCUCCACUGGGAGAGCAGGCAGGGAGGGCUAUCAUCUACUUCCUCUGUCUCAUGUACACGUUCCUCGGUGUGUCCAUUAUUGCAGAUCGCUUCAUGGCAUCCAUAGAAGUCAUCACCUCUCAGGAGAAAGAGGUGACUAUCACCAAACCUAAUGGUGAAACCACAGUAACUACAGUGAGGAUCUGGAAUGAGACUGUGUCCAACCUCACACUCAUGGCCCUGGGCUCCUCUGCACCUGAAAUCCUGCUUUCUGUUAUUGAGGUGUGUGGGCACAACUUUGAUGCAGGGGAGCUCGGCCCAGGCACCAUAGUAGGCAGUGCUGCCUUCAAUAUGCUUGUGAUAAUUGGUCUCUGUGUGUGGGUGAUCCCUGAUGGAGAGUCUCGCAAGAUCAAACACCUACGUGUGUUUUUUAUUACUUCUUUCUGGAGUAUUUUUGCCUACAUUUGGCUCUACGUCAUACUGGCUGUCAUCUCACCUGGGAUUGUAGAGGUGUGGGAGGCCUUAGUGACACUGCUUUAUUUUCCGGUGUGUGUGAUCUUGGCUUGGAUUGCUGACCGUCGCCUACUCUUCUACAAAUACAUGCACAAACGUUACCGAGCUGACAAGAGGCACGGCAUUGUGGUGGAAAUGGAAGGUGACCCUGCACCCAUAAGCAGUGAUGUGAUUAUGGAUGGAAAGUCAGAUGGCAGUUCAUGCCCUGGAAACUCCUCCAGUGUGACCAUCUCUGUGCAGACAGGCAAUGAACUGGAGCGGAACAAAGAUGAGGUGGUUUCUAUCCUGAAAGACCUGAAGGAGAAACAUCCCAACAAAGACCUGGACGAGUUGAUUGAGAUGGCCAGCUACUCUUCCUUGGUCCACAUGAAGAAGAGCCGAGCCUUCUACCGUGUCCAGGCCACACGCAUGAUGAUCGGUGCUGGCAACAUAUUAAAGAAACAUGCUGCUGAGCACACACGCUGCUCACAAGGCCAGGAGGCUGACAAGGCCACAUGCUCGCACAUUUGUUUUGAAAGUGCCCAGUACCAGUGCAUUGAGAACUGUGGUUCUCUCAGCCUUGGGGUGAUACUUGAUGGGGGCACAGGUCAGAACACUUUUUAUGUAGACUACUGUACAGAAAAUGGCUCCGCCAGUGCUGGGGAGGACUAUGAAUUCACUGAGGGAACCCUGGUGUUUAAGCCAGGAGAAACCCACAAAGAGAUCAAGGUUGGUAUUUUGGAUGAUGACAUCUUUGAGGAGGAUGAGCAUUUUUUUGUGCGUCUUCAUAACCUGAGGUUAGAGGAAGGUGGAAAUGAAGGGACAGGAACUCCGCCCACAGGUAGACUAGUGGAGCCACUGGUUGCCACCAUCACUAUUUUGGAUGAUGACCACGCUGGCAUCUUCACCUUUGAUCAGCGGGUGCUUCGGGUGAGUGAGAGCACAGGCACCCUGACAGUGAGUGUGGUGAGGAAUUCAGGCUCCAGGGGCACGGUUGCUGUGCCAUACCAUACAGAGGAUGGCAGUGCCAAGGCUGGGGUGGACUACGAGGAGACCCGAGGGGAGCUGGAAUUCACUAAUGAACAGACCAGUAAGAUGUUACAAGUGCCCAUUAUAAAUGUGGAAGAGUACGAGAAGCAGGAAAACUUCUUCAUUGUGCUUGAGGACCCCAAAUGGCUGAAGCGAGGACUCUCUGGAACCCCUACCCCUGAGGAGGAAGAGGCCAGGAGGAUCUCUGAGAUGGGUAAACCCAUUCUAGGAGAGCACAGCAGGAUAGAGGUCAUCAUAGAGGAGUCCUGUACUCUCAAUGGAAUACUAGACCAGAGAACUGUGGACAAACUCCUGAAGGAUACAAAUCUGGCCGUAGUGAUUGGCACUCACUCGUGGAGAGAGCAGUUCAGUGAAGCAGUCACGGUCAGUGCAGGUAAUGGAGAUGAGGAGGAGGGACAGGGGCAGCAAACCCCAAAAUGCUUUGACUACUUCAUGCACAUACUGUGCAUUUUUUGGAAGAUUUUGUUUGCUUGUGUCCCACCCACUGACUACUGGAAUGGCUGGGCAUGCUUCAUAGUGUCAAUCUCUGUCAUUGGUGCCUUAACAGCCAUUAUUGGAGACCUAGCCUCUCAUUUUGGCUGCACCAUAGGCCUGAAAGACACCGUCACUGCUGUGGUCUUUGUAGCACUGGGAACUUCUCUUCCUGAUACCUUUGCCAGUAAAGUGGCUGCCACUCAGGACCAGUAUGCAGAUGCAUGUGUGGGAAACGUGACUGGAAGCAAUUCAGUUAAUGUGUUUUUGGGUAUUGGGGUAGCCUGGUCUGUGGCUGCCAUAUACUGGGAAGUCAAAGGUAAGGUUUUCCAUGUGGACCCUGGCUCGCUGGCCUUCUCUGUCACGCUCUUCACUAUUUUUGCCUUCUUCAGUAUGGGAGUGUUGAUGCUACGGCGGAGGCCGUCCAUAGGCGGUGAACUGGGAGGUCCACGGAUCCCCAGAGUCCUCACUUCACUGCUUUUCUUUGGACUCUGGUUCCUCUACAUCCUCUUUGCCAGCUUGGAGGCAUAUUGCCAUAUACAAGGCUUCUGAGAAAACAACUGUGGAGAGUCAGGACAGCACACUCACAGACACACACAUGGCCAGGACAUUACCUUGGAUUAUACUGUUUGAGUAACUCUCACUGAAAACAUGACAACUGCUGCCAUGGUUCUUAAAAAACAUUGUAUACACAAUACAGACUCACACAUGCAUAUCUGUUCAUCACAUCCACUGCACAACAGUACCAGUCAGUAGAAUGAUUGUGACAGUAAAGAUCAUUUAGUGUGACUGAAAGUGGUGAUUCACUCACCGCUGAAGUCUUAUCCUUUUAUUUAUCAGUGAUGUAAUUUAAUGUCUUUAUAAUUUAUUGUAUUUUAGCUGAUAUGAAUGGAAAUAUAUUGUAAUUUAUUGUAAGUUGUCACAAUUACAAUGAAAUAUGAACUGAGUGUGUCUGCGCUGGAUCAUCACCCACACUGUUUUAUUAACUUACCUGUAUACUGUAUUACUUCUGCAUUAUAGCGGUUUGGGGGGGGCAGAAGAAUAUUAUUCUUCUAAAUUCUGUGCUCCGUAUUAAAUGGAAAUUAUAUUUUAGGUGCAUCAGAAAUGUGGAUGGGGCUAAUGGCUUUAGGAUUCGUAAACAAUAAAAAUCAGGUUCCCUCACAAGAUUUUGCCAAAUGUGUAUAAAAAGGGAAAAGGAAGACCAAAACCCAGAACAGAUUCUUGAGAUACCAUCAGUCAUUGUUAUGGGCGAAGACCUUGGGAACACCUAGAUUACAUGCACGUAAGCUAUAAAAGCAGUUAAAGAGCCCAUGGCAUGCUCUUUCCCAGCCAUUUAUUGUUUAAUUUUGGGUACCUCUAGAUUAGCUGUGGACUCAUAACUCUAAAUAGUCUCUAUUUCAGAAGGAUAAAACCCGAGAG
This is a messenger RNA of Monopterus albus (swamp eel), 3680 nucleotides long. RefSeq names its product solute carrier family 8 member 2a (gene slc8a2a). NCBI's taxonomy places the organism in Eukaryota, Metazoa, Chordata, Actinopteri, Synbranchiformes, Synbranchidae. The record is from RefSeq and is a predicted model, not a curated record. Gene Ontology annotation, biological process: calcium ion import across plasma membrane; sodium ion transmembrane transport; cell communication. The coding region runs from base 48 to 2813 and encodes 921 amino acids. Gene Ontology annotation, cellular component: postsynapse; axon; sarcolemma. Gene Ontology annotation, molecular function: calcium:sodium antiporter activity. The transcript has 12 exons.